This is a messenger RNA of Anopheles coustani, 722 nucleotides long. RefSeq names its product small ribosomal subunit protein mS25 (gene mRpS25). The record is from RefSeq and is a predicted model, not a curated record. The transcript has 4 exons. Bases 136 to 642 code for a protein of 168 amino acids. Lineage: Eukaryota; Metazoa; Arthropoda; Insecta; Diptera; Culicidae. Gene Ontology annotation, molecular function: structural constituent of ribosome. Gene Ontology annotation, cellular component: mitochondrion.
UUUGAUCCCGUAUUUGAACCGCGGUGUGGUUCUUACGCAAAGUGCUAAAAAUUCAUUUUUAUUUUGUAAACCACCACUCGAUUUUCGAAGUAAUUUGUUCAAAGAUUGCUACUUUGUAUACCUGAACUAUUCGAAAUGCCGUUUAUGAAAGGAAAGGCUCCGAUACGGAGGACAUUGCAAUACCUAAAUGCCGGCCAGUUGAUGCUCAAGGAUAAAGUAAAAAUUUUCAGCGUAAACUACAACACCUACGGCGAUCAUCACGAAGGGGCUAGGGAUUUUGUGUUUUGGAACAUUCCCCAGAUACAGUACAAAAAUCCUAAGGUGCAGGUAGUCACAUUUAAAAACAUGACCCCGUCUCCGUUUAUUCGUUGCUACUUUGAAAAUGGAAAACAAAUGCUUAUCGAUGUAGAUAGCAAAAAUAGGCAAGAAAUUCUGCAGCAUCUCAAGGUAGUGGUGGGAAAGUCUGAGGAGCUUUUGAAAGCCGAAGCUAAACUGGCAGAAAAACAAGACAACCCCGCGAACUUUGGCGUUGGCUGUAUGAAGCAUUGCAUUUGUGAAAUUCCUGGACAACUGCCCUGUCCCGGGGUAGUUCCUGUGCCAAAACACAUGCGUGGAAAAUAUAAGUACCAGAUGAAGGAAUAAUAUGGCCCCGUUGAUGCUCAGGGAUUACCCGAAUAGAAGAAUAAAAUGCUUAGUUUGACGAUUAAUUCAUGUCUAUUUAU